This is a messenger RNA of Sinocyclocheilus rhinocerous, 591 nucleotides long. RefSeq names its product disrupted in renal carcinoma protein 2 homolog. Lineage: Eukaryota; Metazoa; Chordata; Actinopteri; Cypriniformes; Cyprinidae. The transcript has 2 exons. The record is from RefSeq and is a predicted model, not a curated record. Gene Ontology annotation, cellular component: membrane; intracellular membrane-bounded organelle. The coding region runs from base 199 to 591 and encodes 130 amino acids.
UCACACGUUACGUCAAUUCCGUCUGUAGGCAGCGCAUGCGCAUUAAAGUUUGGAGCGUAGCUGCUGGAGUGUCAUCGGUUGUUUUUGUUUCGAUGGGCAGCUGACAAUUGAGCGAGUGCCCUAGCUUUUAAUGUGGCCUGUUAUAGACGUUGCCGGAUUGCAUAAAGUCAUUUUAAAACGUGAUACCACGUCUGUUCAAUGGGUGCCGUGGAAAGCACCGAAGGAGAAAGGGAACCUUUGCUGGUUCCUUCCCAGCCGGCGACAAACACACAGCCUGUGUUCAGCAGGGUGUAUAGGAGAAGAUGGGUUGUUCUCACCAUGUUUUCAUUGUUGGGGUUUAUGCAAGGACUUGUGUGGAACACCUGGGGCCCGAUCCAGAUCUCAGCCAAGCAUGUGUUCGACUUCUCAUCGACAGAUAUCGCGGUGCUGGUGAUGUGGGGUCCAGUGGGUUACCUGCCCUGGCUGCUGUUUAUUUGGUUGAUGGAUAAGAAAGGUUUGCGAGCGUCUCUGCUGCUGUCAGCAUUCUUCAUGGUGCUGGGCGCAGCGUUACGAAGUGUUCCCCUCAAAGACCUGCACUACAGACGCUGGUAA